Artibeus jamaicensis (Jamaican fruit-eating bat) is the source of this 3348-nucleotide messenger RNA. RefSeq names its product HNF1 homeobox A (gene HNF1A). Gene Ontology annotation, biological process: pancreas development; insulin secretion; liver development. The record is from RefSeq and is a predicted model, not a curated record. Gene Ontology annotation, molecular function: DNA-binding transcription factor activity, RNA polymerase II-specific; RNA polymerase II cis-regulatory region sequence-specific DNA binding. NCBI's taxonomy places the organism in Eukaryota, Metazoa, Chordata, Mammalia, Chiroptera, Phyllostomidae. The transcript is spliced from 10 exons. Gene Ontology annotation, cellular component: nucleus. The coding region runs from base 151 to 2040 and encodes 629 amino acids.
GGACUUGGCUAGUGGGGUUUGGGGGGGCGUGGGUGCAAGGAGCCUGGUUUGUGCCUGCUUGCCGGCCGGCUAGCGAGCAGACGGCCCACGAGGUGGGGGAGGUGGCCUGCUCGGUGGCCCCGGGCCUCGUGGCCCAGUGGCAGUGGAGCCAUGGUUUCCAAACUGAGCCAGCUGCAGACGGAGCUCCUGGCGGCCCUGCUGGAGUCGGGACUGAGCAAAGAGGCACUGAUCCAGGCGCUGGGCGAGCCGGGGCCCUACCUGCUGGCUGGAGAUGGCUCACUGGACAAGGGGGAGUCCUGCGGCAGUCGAGGGGAGCUGGCCGAGCUGCCCAAUGGGCUGGGGGAGACGAGGGCCUCCGAAGACGAGACGGACGACGAUGGGGAAGACUUCACGCCGCCCAUCCUCAAGGAACUGGAGAACCUCAGCCCCGAGGAGGCGGCCCACCAGAAAGCCGUGGUGGAGAGCCUGCUGCAGGAGGACCCGUGGCGUGUGGCGAAGAUGGUCAAGUCCUACCUGCAGCAGCACAACAUCCCACAGCGAGAGGUGGUCGACACGACCGGCCUCAACCAGUCACACCUGUCCCAGCACCUCAACAAGGGCACCCCCAUGAAGACGCAGAAGCGCGCCGCCCUGUACACCUGGUAUGUCCGCAAGCAGCGAGAGGUGGCCCAGCAGUUCACCCAUGCCGGGCAGGGUGGGCUGAUGGAGGAGCCCAUGGGAGAUGAGCUGCCGACCAAGAAGGGACGGAGGAACCGUUUCAAAUGGGGCCCGGCCUCCCAGCAGAUCCUGUUCCAGGCCUAUGAGAGGCAGAAGAACCCCAGCAAGGAGGAGCGAGAGGCACUGGUGGAGGAGUGCAAUAGGGCUGAGUGCAUCCAGAGAGGGGUGUCACCAUCGCAGGCUCAGGGGCUGGGCUCCAACCUCGUCACAGAGGUGCGUGUCUACAACUGGUUUGCCAAUCGGCGGAAGGAAGAAGCCUUUCGGCACAAGCUGGCCAUGGACACUUACAGCGGCCCGCCUUCAGGGCCAGGCCCGGGCCCCGCGCUGCCUGCCCACAGCUCCCCGGGCCUGCCCCCAUCGGCCCUCUCCCCCGGUAAGGCCCACGGUGUGCGCUAUGGACAGCCUGCCACCAGUGAGGGGGCAGAAGUGCCCUCCAGCAGUGGCGGGUCCUUGGUGACCGUAUCGACACCCUUGCACCAAGUGUCCCCCACAGGCCUGGAGCCCAGUCACAGCCUGCUGAGCACUGAAGCCAAGCUGGUCUCAGCAACAGGGGGUCCCCUGCCUCCCGUCAGCACCCUGACAGCACUGCACAGCUUGGAGCAGACGUCCCCAGGCCUCAAUCAGCAGCCCCAGAACCUCAUCAUGGCCUCCCUUCCUGGGGUCAUGGCCAUUGGGCCUGGGGAGCCCGCCUCCCUGGGUUCUACAUUCACCAACACAGGCACCUCCACCCUGGUCAUUGGCCUGGCCUCCACGCAGGCACAGAGCGUGCCGGUCAUCAACAGCAUGGGCAGCAGCCUGACCACCCUGCAGCCUGUCCAGUUCUCACAGCCGCUGCACCCGUCCUACCAGCAGCCACUCAUGUCUCCUGUGCAGAGCCACAUGGCCCAGAACCCCUUCAUGGCCACCAUGGCCCAGCUGCAGAGCCCCCACGCCCUUUACAGCCACAAGCCAGAGGUGGCCCAGUACACCCACACGGGCCUGCUGCCCCAGACCAUGCUCAUCACCGACACCGGCAACCUCAGUGCCCUGGCCAGCCUCACACCCACCAAGCAGGUCUUCGCCUCAGACACCGAGGCCUCCAGUGAGUCUGGGCUUCACACGCCAGCAUCUCAGGCCACCACCAUCCACAUCCCCAGCCAGGACUCUGCUGGCAUCCAGCAGCUGCAGCCUUCCCACAGACUCAGCGCCAGCCCCACAGUGUCCUCCAGCAGCCUAGUGUUGUACCAGAGCUCCGAACCCAAUGGCCACAGCCACCUGCUGCCGUCCAACCACAGCGUCAUCGAGACCUUCAUCUCCACGCAGAUGGCCUCUUCUUCCCAGUAACCACAGCAACCGCCUCCCAGGGCCUGGCACUUGGAGUGUGUACGGCCUGCUGGGGUUGGGGGUGGGGUGGCCAGAACAUCUGAGCCGGCACAACUUUUGCUCCCACGGAGCUGCUGCCCUUCCCUGGAAAACCGUGCCUGGGUCCCCACGCAUCCCUGCCGAUGUCACAGAGGGAGGGUCCUGAGGUGCCCCAAUCCGAGCAGGGCUGCUUCAGUGCACAAGGGGGCCUGUGGGGAGUUGGAAGGAAAGCCUGAUCCUGGCAGGGCACGGGAGGGGCUGCUCCUGCCACUCUGGGUAAACCUUGUCCCUCGGAACAGAGCGGGACAGGCUUGGGACUCUGGUGCCCCCAGCUUGGGCCUGCAGAGAGCCCCAGCACCCCAAAGGGAACUCUGCCAGCCGCUCUUCUCAGGACACAAGCCUCUGUAACUGUGACUCACUGAGCUCCAAGAGUGGCUCCACCCUGUCACCUUUGCCCUGUCCAGGCCACUCCAUCCUGUCCCCCUUCCUUCUAUUAACCCACAUGCCCACUGGAACCCUCCCCCAUGCCCAUAACUGAGGGGCUACCCUGCCAGAGGGCCUGCGGCUCAGAUGCUGAUGGCAAAGGCACAAGAGGCUCUCCAGCUUCCCUCAUCCUGAGCCAUCCCGUCUCCAGGACCUCAUGACCUCCCUUCCAGUUUUCUGGGACAGUUGUUCCCUCGUUCCCAAGCACCACGCCUUCUGAUGCCAGCCUGGCUUCCUGCCUCUGCUGAGAAGCCCCUCAAGGCUAGGAAGUCAUUCUUGCUCCUGUGGGAGCCUUGCGACUCCGUACCUGGUGCUAAGUCCUGGGGUGGCAGCUCCUCUGGGCUCUGGGGCCCUGCAGACCCUCUGCUGGUCGGGGGAGAAGCUGCUGAGCUCAGAGGGCAGCAAGGCCUGAGCAGCUGGCAGAACAGAGAUGCCCAAGAGAAGAGAGGUGACACCAGCAGAGAGGGGCUACCUGUGUAGACCAGACUGAUGCCUGGAAGCCUAGGGGCCUGGAUGGCUGAGGGAUGGGGCGAGGUCCAGGCAGAUGCAGCCCCAAAGAGCCUGAGAGUGUACACCCAGGGCUCUGAGGCUGCAGCAAUAACCUGGCCCUCGGAGACCACUUCCGUCUCGGGGCUGAGGCAGCAUUGCAGCCCCUGCAGCUUGCAGCCAGCUAAGGGCGAGCCUGUACAUUAUUUAACUUUUAGUAAAGUAAACAAGGAAUGUAUUAGAAGUUUCUUGCUUGUCCACAUGUCACCCGGAUGGGCUGGGCAGGCAGGCGGAGGCGGAGGCGGGAGGAGGCAGGUCCAG